This is a messenger RNA of Candidula unifasciata, 1053 nucleotides long. NCBI's taxonomy places the organism in Eukaryota, Metazoa, Mollusca, Gastropoda, Stylommatophora, Geomitridae. The record is from the annotation of a GenBank genome assembly.
GUUGCAGAAAAGCUUGGAUUGAUCCACAUAAGCACAGGAGAAGGCAAGGAGAGACACAUUCAAGUGUCAAAAGAAAAUGUGGACAACAGCAAAUCUCAAAACACGUCUGUUUCUGAGGAGGCACCAUCUACCUCACUGUUGCCACUAGCAGCAGGAGUCGACUUGCAGCAGUCAGAUCAGAUCUCAGCUGAGAAGUUUGAUGAGAAAGAAGACACUUACAAAGGCGAGAUGUCUUCAUCACACCCUGCUUCUGUUGGUACAGAUACUGGAAACCAGACUGAAAAUAUUAGAAGCAGUGGAGGUGAACCUUCUGCUAUCACUGCUGGGCCUACUACAAAUAAAGAAGAUGAUACUGCUGUUUGUGAUAGAAUAAACGAUUUCAAUAAGGAAAAAACUGCAUCAGAUGUGAAUAACAAAGAAUCUAAGUCAAAUAAGAAAAAGAACAAGGCAAAACAGAAACCUGAAGCCAGUGCCACAGAAGCAACAACAGUAAAAUCUACAGACUCUGAAAUUUGCAAAAAUUGCAGGAAAAGCAUUCUUAAAAACAAUUUAAUAUUACAUGAGCUUCAUUGCUCAAAGCAAAACACAUCUUCUGCAACCAAAGGUAAAGAUAAGGUAGACGUGGAUGUUAGGAAAAAGGAUAAUGAAUCUAAAGAGAGGAAGAAAGAUAAGCCCAAGCAAUCGCAUGUUCAGAAAGCUUCAGAUAUUCUUAGUAAAAUCGACGAUGAUGAUUUUGAAGGCCUGAUUGCCUCAAUCACCGAACUGGACAGUAAGUGUGCUUUCAAGAAGUGCAAAACCCUCACAAACACUCUAGGAAGAAACUGUGAAUACUGCACCCGUCGGUUUUGUCUUACCCACUUAAUGCCGGAGAUUCAUGGGUGUGGCGAUGCGGUUAGAACUGCAGCGCGCCGGAUCAUCAGCAGGGAUGGGGUCUUGCAUAGCGGCAGUGGUGUGCCAAAUAAGAAACCCAACCAGGCAAGAAGGGCACAGUUAGAGAGCAAAAUGGAGAAGAAGCUGGGAGAGCUGGCGGGGAAGAGAUCUCGGAAUCUUUAG